UCCUCUCGCUGGUCGGGGAACCCGACCGCCACCCCUGCCGGGUGAGUGACUGACAGCUCUCUGCAGCCAGUGGCCGAGGUGCUGGGUGGUGGAGACAGGCUCCCGUCGCCCCGGUGACGAGUUGGUGACUCGGUGAGGAGCUAAGAGUCCUGAGGGACGGAGGACUUUUGCAGAUGAAGGAACUGGGAUGCCAGGAAAGCACCUAAGUGAAACUUGAAUAAGAAUUGCACUAAUUAAGGGUCCCUCCUGUUCCAGAGAUUAACCGCAAUGUAUAGACCAGGGGAAACAGUGAAAUGUCGACUCAAUAUGCAUGCUCCUCCUCGGAUAAGAAGUGUGGAAGUUGCAAGAGGAAGAGCUGGCUAUGGGUUCACCCUUUCUGGACAAGCUCCCUGCGUUCUUAGCUGUGUUAUGAAAGGAAGUCCUGCAGAUUAUGUGGGACUUAAGGCAGGAGAUGAAAUAUUUGCAAUUAAUGAAAUUAAUGUAAAACAAGCUUCUCAUGAAGAUGUGGUAAAACUAAUAGGAAAAUGUUCUGGAGUCCUGCACAUGGUCAUUGCUGAAGGCAACAGUCAUAUUGACUCAUGUUCUAGUGAUGAAGAAGUUGGUUUUUAUGAUGGGAAAGGAUGGCUGAAGCCAAAGCCUGACUCUAAAGCCUUGGGUAUAAAUAGAGCGGAGAAGGUUGUUGAAGAAAUGCAGUCUGGUGGAAUUUUCAACAUGAUAUUUGAAAAUCCUAGUUUUUGUGCUGGUAAUGCAGAGAAUUCAGUACCAAAACAAAGAUCCCUUUCUGAAUCUUCUGCUAUUACGUUUGAAACUGGACAUGAAAGUAUAAAUAACAAUCCUAAUCUACUUUCAAAGGAAGAAAUAUCCAAAGUGUUGCAUGAUGAUUCAGUUUUUCAAAUUGGACUGGAAAAUCCAGAAGACUUUGGGUUAGAUGCAAGUAUUUUAAACGUUGCUAUGGUGGUAGGUUACCUAGGCUCGAUUGAACUUCCUUCAACAAGCUCAAAUCUGGAAAAUGACAGUUUGCAGGCUAUUCGGGGAUGUAUGAGACGCCUUCGGGCAGAACAGAAAAUCCAUUCAUUGGUGAUGAUGAAGAUUAUGCAUGACUGUAUUCAGCUCUGCAGUGACAAGUCUGGUGUAGUGGCAGAAUAUCCUGCAGAGAAACUGGCAUUUAGUGCUGUGUGCCCUGAUGAUAGAAGAUUUUUUGGGCUAGUUACCAUGCAGACAAAUGAUGAUGCAAGCUUGGCUCAGGAAGAUGAAGGGGUUCUGAGGACAUCUUGUCAUGUGUUCAUGGUGGAUCCAGAAUUAUUUCAUCAUAAAAUUCACCAAGGUAUAGCAAGACGUUUUGGACUGGAGUGUACGGCAGAUCCAGACACAAAUGGCUGUUUAGAAUUUCCAACGUCAUCUUUACCUGUUCUUCAAUUUAUCUCUGUCCUCUAUAGGGAUAUGGGUGAGCUGAUUGAGGGAAUGCGAGCAAGAGCCUUUCUUGAUGGUGAUGCAGAUGCUCAUCAGAAUAACAGUACAAGCAGCAACAGUGAUAGUGGUAUUGGAAAUUUUAACCAAGAAGAAAAAAGCAACAGAGUUUUGGUGGUUGAUUUAGGAGGCAAUCCAAGUAAACAUAUUCCUAAUAGUAUAUGGGAAAAUCCAGUUGGAAGGGGACAGAAUCAACAUGCUUCCCAUUGGAAUGGCUUCUGUCAAGAACAAGAAGGAAACGCUCAUUUAGAAAUAAUUCAGAAUGACAAAUCACAAAAUUUAAGUAAGCACUUAAGUCCUUCAGCUCGUAUUGAAGUUCCGCUAGUUUCUUCUCGAAGUUCAGUGCCGCCAUCCAAGAAAAGUAUUGUAGGCAUAGGCAAUCAGAGAUGGUUGCCUGUUCAUGUCUUACAAGAAUGGCAACAUGGAAAUGCCAGUGACCAGGAGUCUUAUACGGAUUCUACAGAUGGCUGGUCAAGUAUUAACUGUGGUACUCUUCCCCCUCCAAUGAAUAAGAUUCCAGCUGACAGAUAUAGAGUUGAUGGCAGCUUUGGUCAGCGCCAGUUAACAUCCUAUAUAAAUGAAUGGUCUAAGAAUGUAUUUUGCACGCACAAGAAGUUUGGCCCUCAACACAAUAUUAGAAAGUCUAAAGAAGCUAAAAAGGGUGCCAAAUUUGGACAUCCAGUUGGAUUAGCCCUGGCUCCCCAACGUGUGUCUGUUCGGAGAUCAUUUGGAAGAUCUAAGCGAUUUAGCAUUACUCGUUCACUGGAUGAUCUUGAGUCUGCAACUGUGUCUGAUGGAGAGCUAAACAGCAGUGAUUUAAAAGACUGUAUCAGUGAUAAUAGUCUCAGUAGCAAUGCUAGUCUUCCCAGUGUACAGAGCUGUCGACGACUCCGAGAAAGAAGAGUUGCAAGCUGGGCCGUUUCAUUUGAACGUCUUCUUCAGGAUCCUGUUGGCGUUAGAUUUUUCUCUGAAUUUCUACGGAAAGAAUUUAGUGAAGAAAAUAUUUUAUUCUGGCAGGCCUGUGAAUAUUUUAACCAUGUACCUGCACAUGACAAAAAAGAGCUUUCUUACAGAGCUCGGGAGAUCUUCAGCAAGUUUUUGUGUAGCAAAGCUACAACCCCAGUUAAUAUUGACAGCCAGGCACAGUUGGCAGAUGAUAUUCUCAGUGCUCCACAUCCAGAUAUGUUCAAAGAACAGCAGCUUCAGAUUUUUAAUCUGAUGAAGUUUGAUAGCUAUACUCGCUUUCUGAAAUCCCCACUUUACCAAGAAUGCAUUCUGGCUGAAGUAGAAGGUCGCCCUCUUCCUGAUCCACAGCGUGUUCCCAGCAGCCCCACAUCUAAACAUAGUAUCAACUCAGAGUGGUCCCAUAUCUCUACACCAAAAAAGUUAAUUGGAAAAUCAAAGUCGGGAAGGUCCCUAAAUGAAGAAUCUGGAGAGGAAGAUGCUGAGAAGAAAAAAAAAGGGACAUUUUUCUCCUGGUCAAGAAGUAAAAGUGUGGGGAGAUCGCAGAAAAAAAAGGAAAAUGAUGACUACCAAAAUGAUUUUAUGCAUACCAAUGGACUAUUUUGCAGACGUGAAUCACAAAGCUCCAUGUCAUCAGCUGCAAGUCUUGAACUGUCUGAUGCCUCUCGGUUAUCUGCAUCUGUACCUGAUAAAGAGAAAUCCUCAAAAUACUGCUGUAUAAACCUUCCAGAUGGCUCAUCCUGUAAAAUGGUUGUUAAAUCAGGAUUCUCAGUCAAAGAGAUGUUAUCUGGGCUCUGUGAGAAACAUGGCAUUAACAUAGCUGCAGUAGACCUUUUUUUAGUUGGAGGAGACAAGCCACUUGUAUUGCAUCAAGACAGUAGCAUCUUGGAUUCUCGGGAUCUACGUUUAGAAAAACGUACUUUAUUUCGGCUGGAUCUUGUUCCAAUCAAUAGAUCAGUUGGUUUGAAGGCUAAACCCACUAAGCCAGUAACAGAAGUUCUACGGCCUGUGGUUGCAAAAUAUGGCUUAAAUCUUAAUGAACUUGUGGCAAAACUAAAUGGUGAGCAGGAACCACUAGAUCUUGGUGUCCCUAUAUCUAAUCUGGAUGGUCAACGAGUUGUAUUAUAUGAAAAAGAACCAACAAAGGGAAGAGUGUUCACAGACAGACAAAAAGGCGCCCCAGUAAAACAAAGUACAGUUGUAACUUCUACUUCCAGAAAUCAAGCAUCUACAGGAGAGGGAAGAACUCUAGGAAAGUCUAAUUCUAUUAAAAUAAAAGGCGAAAAUGGAAAAAAUGCUAGGGAUGCUCGGCUAUCAAAGAGAGAAGAAUCUCUUGCAAAGAUUGGGGAAAAAAAAUAUCAGAAAAUUAAUUUGGACGAAGCAGAGGAGUUUUUUGAACUCAUAUCCAAAGCUCAAAGUAACAGAGCAGAUGACCAACGUGGGCUGCUAAGGAAAGAAGACCUUGUUCUACCUGAUUUUCUUCGUUUACCUCUCAGUGGACCAGAACCACCCUCAUCUACACCAGUGAGCUCUAAAGGCCUCAACAAGAGAAUUGCAAAAAAUGAUGGCAAGGAUAAAUGUACACAGCCAAGUGGAAAACUGGAGACUACGCAAAACUAUAAUGAAAAUUCAAUUAAGAAAACAGGUCAUUCAGAAAAUAAACAUAAGUCUGCUUUGACAACGCUCAACAGUCUGAAGACUUACAAUGUUCCUUUUAGUGCCCCAUUGUCGCCAAUUCCACAUGUACAGGAAAACAAUAUGACAAUAUGGAAAAGGCAAUCAGGAGAAUUACAGGCUGCAGGCAUACAGACUAUAGAUGAUGAAAAUGUAGCAGACUUGACUCUUGUGGCUGAAGGAGAUAUUAGUAGCCCUAACAGCACCUUACUGCCGCCACCACCACCAACACCACUAUCAGACAUCAGUAAACUCACAGAAGCCAACUAUCCACCACCAACUCCACUGGCAGGUAAUCAGGAAAAUUCUGGAUAUCAAAGAUCCAAUUCAGGUACGAACCACAGAAAGAAAAAAGAUUCACCAGGGGCUGCAGGAAACUUCUGUGAGCAAAGCUCUCACAAAACAAAGAGCAACAGAAGCCUGAAUCCUCCUGGUGGUAGGGAUAAUCUUCCCACUUCUGUAAACAGAAUAAUUGAUGUGGAUGGAGUUAAACUGGAAGACAGUGGCACACGAUCCUGUGAUGAUUCAGAAGGGAACCUCAGCUUCGAAGGCUGUGUCUCUGAACUAAGAUCUUGCCAGGGGAGGAUGCGGACAGGAGUUUAUAGAACAUCAGACCUUCCCUCUCUGAUUACUGUCAAGAGUGAGAAAAACAAGGGUGCUAAGAAUCAGUACAAAGCUACUUUUGUUUAAAUCCCUAUUUUUAAUUAACAGCUUCAGCAUUUUUGCCUGGCAUCGUUAGCACUAGAGCUAUGCAUUAUGGGCAUGUUCUGGCAAGUCACUCAGUGCUUUCACUUUCUAUUGGCUUCAAUGGGUGUUUAAAAUAGUCAGCGCCUCCCAAGGUCAGACCUUGUAUGAAUUGGAACCUGUAUAAUGAAAAGUAGUAUUUAAACAAAAGAGUUGAGAUACUUAAUUUUGUUCUGUCACCUAAUCAACUUUCUAAUGUUGUUUUCCAUAUCAUGGUUCCUCUUGGUACUUUGACCAAAUUGGUGAGAUUAAAAUUCUCAUGGCAUACAGCCAUUCUUUAAUGUCUUUGAGAAAGACAAAGUCAUUUUAAGUCCCACCCAGGUUUUUACAAAAGGUGGUUUUGGUUUUUCAUCUUAAUCUUCUAAUGUUUUUUCCUAGUCCGCAGUAUUCCUCGGUGCUGCUAGACUUGUACAUUGGAUGUGAAGUGUACUAUUCAUUAUUAUUUGGACAGCAUUGAGACUCUUUGUCUGGCAAAUCUUCCUGUCUAUUGAUAGCAUCUGAGAAAUCCAGGGGGAGUUCAGUCUUGUUAUAAAGAUUACCUGAGUGGAUAGAUGCAUUCUGGCAUGCUUUUUACAUGGGCAGGAAUCCAGAUUCAAGAAAGCCAUAAAGCUCAUUCAGACAGAGCAAUAGCGGUUUCUGUAGCUUGCCUUGGUAACUUAUCCAUAGCAAUGAUUUAUAAAGCAGCCACAUGGAGAUU
Molecule: messenger RNA, 5545 nt
Organism: Gopherus evgoodei (Goodes thornscrub tortoise)
Lineage: Eukaryota; Metazoa; Chordata; Testudines; Testudinidae
Gene: RGS12
Product: regulator of G protein signaling 12
Exons: 18
Coding region: 268-4794 (1508 amino acids)
Biological process (GO): signal transduction
Molecular function (GO): protein binding; GTPase activator activity
Source: RefSeq, a predicted model, not a curated record